Molecule: messenger RNA, 1344 nt
Organism: Rotaria sp. Silwood2
Lineage: Eukaryota; Metazoa; Rotifera; Eurotatoria; Philodinida; Philodinidae
Source: the annotation of a GenBank genome assembly
AUGGCAAAAAGUAAUCGUCAUGAAAAAAAGAAAUCAUUUUCAAAUAUUGGUUAUACAACACCAGUCGAAGAACAUCCAUCAUUAGAUGAAGUUUAUGAAGAUACACCUUUUUCAGAAGCUUUUUGGACAUAUUUAAAUUAUGUUAUUUUAAAUAUAUUUGGAUGGUUUCGUGAUCUUCUUCGAAAUGCUCGAAUUGAAAAUCGAAAAGGUUCAGCAGAAAAUAAUCCAUCGGGUUUUGUUCCACUUUAUCAAAGUUAUGAAAGUUUUUACACUCGUAAUGUUUACCAACGUAUUGCCGAUUGUUUCAAUCGGCCAAUUGGUAGUGUACCAGGUGGUAAACUUGAUCUUCUUGAACGUGUUACUGACGAUUACAAUUGGUCAUUUAAUUUUACUGGUAACAAAAUAAAAUCAAUUAAUCUUGGUUCGUACAAUUAUCUUGGUUUUGCUAAUAAUAGUGGACAAAUAACAGAAAAUGUUAUUAAUUCAAUAAAAACUGGUGGUGUUGCAACAUCAAGUACAACACAAGAAUUUGAUAUGGCUCAUUUGGAAAGAUUAUUACGUGAAGCAAUUGUAUCCGGACAAUCACGAACUCAUCGACCAUGGAGAAAAAUUUUAAUUAUUGUUGAAGGAGUAUAUAGUAUGGAAGGUUCAUUAUGUAAAUUACCAGAAUUAAUUGAACUUAAAAAAAAAUAUAAAGCAUAUCUUUAUUUGGAUGAAGCACAUUCAAUUGGUGCUAUGGGUUCACAUGGUCGUGGUGUUGUCGAUUAUUGGAAAUGUGAUGUUAAUGAUGUUGAUGUACUUAUGGGUACUUUUACAAAAAGUUUUGCUUCAGCUGGUGGUUAUAUUGCUGGAAAAAAAGUAUUAGUUGAUCAUAUUCGUAUAACAUCACAUGCUACAACUUAUGCAACAUCAAUGAGUACACCAGUUGUUGAACAAAUUAUUUCAGUACUAAGUUUAUUACUUGAUGAAAAUGAAGAACAUGAAGGUCGUCGACGAAUUAAUCAAUUAGCAUGGAAUACACGUUAUUUUCGACAACGUCUUACAAAAAUGGGUUUUAUUGUUUAUGGUCAUCCACAUUCACCUGUUGUACCAGCUUUAUUAUAUAGUCCAUCAAAAAUUGCAGCAUUUAAUCGUGAAAUGUUAAAACGUGGUGUUGCUGUUGUUACUGUUGGUUUUCCAGCUACACCAUUAGUACUUGGUCGUGUUCGUUUUUGUCUUUCAGCAUCUCAUACAAAAGAAAUGCUUGAUGAAGUACUUAAACAUGCUGAAGAAGUAGGUGAUCUGCUCAAUAUGCGUAAAUCAAAAUUAAAUCCAAAACGACCAUUUCAUGAAACAGAAUUAUAA